GACAGGGAAAUCAGCACUUUCCCGUUUCCUUUUUUUUCUGUUGCAACAAGGGUGCAAUUCAAACCCCGUCUCGACCCACAAACCGACUACACCGUUCGACUCUCCACUCACAGGAAACACCGUCGCUAUGAGUAACGACAGCGCCGAAGUAGAGACCGCUGGGGCCGAGGUUAAGAAGACUUUCGAGGACUUGGGUCUGCUUCCCCAGCUUGUAGAAGCAUGUAAGAAGCUCAACUUCACACACCCGUCCGAUAUUCAAGUUGCUUCUAUUCCCCAUGCCCUGGAAGGAAGGGAUAUCAUCGGACUAGCACAAACAGGUUCCGGAAAGACAGCCGCCUUCGCCCUACCUAUCCUACAACGCUUGUUCGCUGCUCCCCAACCGCUCUUCGCAUGCGUCAUGGCACCCACCCGUGAAUUAGCCUUCCAAAUAUCAGAGCAGUUCGAAGCCCUCGGAUCGACCAUCGGCGUACGCUGUGCCGUCAUCGUCGGAGGAAUGGACAUGAUGUCGCAAGCCAUUGCGCUCUCGAAAAAACCACAUAUCGUCAUUUGCACGCCUGGACGUCUCAUUGACCACUUGGAGAACACGAAAGGGUUCAACAUGAAGCAGCUGAAGUAUCUGGUCAUGGAUGAAGCUGAUCGUUUGCUGGAUUUGGAUUUCGGCGCGGAGAUUGAGAAACUGUUGAAAGUUAUUCCGAGGGAGCGGAACACUUUCUUGUUUUCGGCGACUAUGACCAGUAAGGUGGAGAAGCUGCAGAGGGCCUCCUUGGUCAACCCUGUUAAGGUGGAGGUUGCCACAAAGUACUCCACCGUCUCGACACUACUCCAAUACUACAUCUUCUUCCCUCUCGCCCAAAAAGAGUGCUACUUAACAUACCUCCUCAACGAGCUCGCCGGCCAAACCUGUAUCGUCUUUACGCUCACUUGCGCAAGCACCCAAAAGCUCGCUCUCAUGCUCCGCAACCUCGGCUUCGAAGCCGUCUGCCUCCACGGUCAAAUGUCCCAACCAAAACGCUUAGGCGCCCUCGGCAAAUUCAAAGCCGGCACCCGCAACAUCCUCAUCGCCACCGACGUCGCCUCCCGCGGUCUCGAUAUCCCCUCCGUCGACAUUGUCAUCAACUACGACGUCCCGCAGAGUUCCAAGGACUACAUCCACCGCGUCGGGCGGACCGCGCGUGCCGGACGCAGCGGGAAGAGUAUCACCCUUGUGACGCAGUACGAUGUCGAGUGGUACCAGCGCAUCGAGCACGCCAUGAACAAGAAGCUGGAUGAGUACCCGUUGGGCAAGGAUAAGGCGGCGGUGUUGAUGCUGCAGGAGCGUGUGGCGGAGGCGACAAGGUUUGCGCAUAUGCAGUUGAAGGAGGAGUUGGCGAAUGCGAAGGCGGGGGGUGUAGGAAAGAGGAAACGGACGGGGGCUGGGGAGGGGCCGGGGGCGGAACAGGAUGAUGAGGAGAGUGUGAAUAAGAGGCUGGUGAGGAAGGGGAAUGGUGGUGGGAGAGGUGGGGGUAGGGGCGGGGGCUCUUCAAGAGGCCGCAAGUGA
Molecule: messenger RNA, 1537 nt
Organism: Fimicolochytrium jonesii
Lineage: Eukaryota; Fungi; Chytridiomycota; Chytridiomycetes; Spizellomycetales; Powellomycetaceae
Product: P-loop containing nucleoside triphosphate hydrolase protein
Exons: 4
Coding region: 128-1537 (469 amino acids)
Molecular function (GO): ATP binding; nucleic acid binding; RNA helicase activity
Source: RefSeq, a predicted model, not a curated record